Molecule: messenger RNA, 571 nt
Organism: Microdochium trichocladiopsis
Lineage: Eukaryota; Fungi; Ascomycota; Sordariomycetes; Xylariales; Microdochiaceae
Exons: 1
Coding region: 10-303 (97 amino acids)
Source: RefSeq, a predicted model, not a curated record
UGUGUGACUAUGCUGACGGUGUUGUUGAUAUUGGUGGUGUCGGCGGUGGCAGGGAGCUCUGCAGAAGCAGAGUCUCCUCCGCCGUCGACGCUGCCUGCUAUCAGAAUUACUGCUCUCUUUCCAAACCUUCUCGAUUCCGACGAUUCCGGUCAGAAAGCAACUAAAAACGGCUCAAAUCCGACCUGCAUGGUGUUGACAAGGUUGUGUCACGAUGCGAACUUCAAAAAACAAAAACAACAAGUCGUAUACAAAGCACUGUCAUGGGACGCGAAGCGAAGGCUUUUGCAAAGCACCUCCGUAUAAUAUGACUCUUAAAUACAUUGAGACCCUAUAUCGGCAAGGGCCCAACGUUGCAGCUGAUAACUAUUCCAACGAAUAAUGGCUAUCCGAGUCCUAAGAGACUAGCACGUGCAUUUAAUAAAGUGCGAGCCCUGUAUCUACGCCUUUCUAUGGUACUUACGUAUUGAAUUCGCCUACAAGGACGGUUCCCUUUCUUACGGGAUCCCCGCAAUGGAUACGGCUUAGAUAUUAGCGAUAAGCGUACCUGGAGCGGCGGUGGAUCAUGAAAUGA